Messenger RNA from Ochlerotatus camptorhynchus, 878 nucleotides. It is a transcript of the gene PIG-X, whose product is annotated as Phosphatidylinositol glycan anchor biosynthesis class X. Gene Ontology annotation, cellular component: endoplasmic reticulum membrane. The record is from RefSeq and is a predicted model, not a curated record. The transcript is spliced from 5 exons. Gene Ontology annotation, biological process: GPI anchor biosynthetic process. NCBI's taxonomy places the organism in Eukaryota, Metazoa, Arthropoda, Insecta, Diptera, Culicidae. Bases 110 to 832 code for a protein of 240 amino acids.
ACACAAACCGCCCGGAAGUUAUUUGGAUUCGCGUAGAGUUUUUAAGCUAUCUAAUGUUUUGUGUUAAUUUACAUGGAAUAUUGGUGAAAUUUGCUCAAUUUGUGUAGAAAUGAUUCGUUUCAUUCCGUUUCUGAUAUUGUUUGCUGUAAUUGAAAAUGCUUCGUGCCUAGGUUCCUUUCUUUACAUGCAUAUUUACAACAGUGGCUUUCAUAGAGAUGUCCAUUACACACUGAAAUUCGGUGGAAUAGGUAGAAUGUCCUGUGAUUUCAUGCUUCUGCAGCAAUUCCCUUCCGCUGUGUACGUCGAUACCGAUCAGCUGACGAACUUGAAGAAGUUCAAAAAGAUCAACAGCUACAUUCCGCUGUAUGUCGACGUGGAGAAACCGGCCAGCAAGGCGAGUCCAUUUUCGCUGUACCUUUUCGAGACUGUACGCAAGGAAGUGAACAUAACGUUGCCUAUCCACUUCCGGUAUCACGAUCCAUCGGAAAGGAAAUUCGAGCGCAUUCAAAUCGAAAGCCCAACUCUGUACGUCCAGUGCCGCGGAUCGAGCACCAAACGCCUUCUGAAGUCGAUGGGAACUUACCGGUAUCCUUGUCCGAGCAGUGCCCAGAUAUACGACUAUGACAAGCUUAAUGAGGCCGAGUACUGCGACUGGCAGGAGCUGGAGUUUAGUAAUGUACCGACAGUGAUCAGUGUCCUCAUACCGGUGGGUAACAGUUCGUCGUACAGAUUCGUCCUUCCCGCCACCCUUCUCGUCAGCUGGAUCGGUAGCAUGUAUCUCAUUUACAUCAUCAUCAAAUCGGGUAAGCGCAUCAACAAAAAACUUUUGUAAAGCCGACAUACGAUCUCAAAUAAAACGCAACGAACAAUCGUAAGUA